Molecule: messenger RNA, 600 nt
Organism: Sphenostylis stenocarpa
Lineage: Eukaryota; Viridiplantae; Streptophyta; Magnoliopsida; Fabales; Fabaceae
Source: the annotation of a GenBank genome assembly
AUGGGAAAAGUUCAUCCUCAAGCACUACAUUCCUCUACUACCUGCAAUUUCACUUGCAAGCAAGAGACUUUUACUCUAUGGAUGAAAUCUCUUGUACUGAAUGGAAAGGGAUGUACUGUCUUUGAUUCCAAUGGCCAAAUUGCAUACCGAGUUGAUAACUACAACUGCAAGCAUAGAGAUGAAGUUCAUCUCAUGGAUCAAAAUGGUGAUAUAUUGUUCACUAUGCUCAAAAGGCUAUAUAAGUUGUCCAGAUUCUGGGAGGGUUAUAGAUUUCCAGCAACAAGAAAUGACCACAAAGGACCAUGCUUUCGAGUUUCAAAAAGUUAUAAGAUCUCUAGAGGGGAUUCAAUCUAUGAAGUUGAACUUGGUUUGGACAAAAAUCAACCGUAUAUUCAUAAAAUAGAAAGCAGCACUUGUAAUUCAGCUUGCAAAAUAUCUAAUCAGUUUGGAGCGGUGGUUGCAGAGUUAAGGAGAAAGAAGUCACGUUGUGGAGUUGAGUUAGGAGAUGAUGUUUUCACAAUGGUGGUGGAGCCAAACAUUGAUCUUUCCCUAGUUAUGGGGCUUGUUGUAGCAUACAAUCUUAUAAACUGUAAAAUCUAA